This is a messenger RNA of Chlamydomonas reinhardtii, 1445 nucleotides long. RefSeq lists its product as uncharacterized. The record is from RefSeq and is a predicted model, not a curated record. The transcript has 2 exons. The coding region runs from base 273 to 476 and encodes 67 amino acids. NCBI's taxonomy places the organism in Eukaryota, Viridiplantae, Chlorophyta, Chlorophyceae, Chlamydomonadales, Chlamydomonadaceae.
CUAGAAGACAAACCAUUUAUCAUAACUGCCCUCACCGAUUAUCACAACAACACACAAUGAACGCGUUCACCGCGAGACAAGUUGUUGUCAGCCGGCCCGUUUCCAAAUUUAGCACCACAUUGCUAGUGUUGCCCUGUGUCAAGGCACGGUUGGGCGUCAGGUUGCAGGCGUCUUCAAAACCUGAUGGCACGGACAGGACGGCGCCCAACGAGGCGCCCGACGUCGGCGAGCUGGCCAAAGCUGCACUUGUAGAUACGAUGAAGGGAGAGAAAAUGACGGCAAAAGAUGUGCUUGGCGAGGGCACUCUGAACCAACUCCGGCGAGCCCUGGGCGAGGAGCGUGCAGGCAGCUUCGAGGGGGCGCUGGAUGCGCUGCUGGCCAACCGGCGCCUGGCCACCCUUUUGUUCGCGGUGCUGGACGUGGCGCUGAUCGUCGUCGCAGUGAAGCUCUUCCGCUCCGCAGUGAGCCAGGAUUGAGUGACAGGCACCGAUUCAGGCACAUGUGUUUUGCCAUCUUGUAUUCAGCCUUGAGUUAGGGACUGUUGCGCCUCUUGCGUGUCGGCUGAUGCCUUUGCUUGUUGCUGCCCAGAGGAAUAACUAAUUUUGGCCACUCAAAGCUGGUUAAUGUGUAGGUUGUGGCAUGCGGCGACAUGCUGUAGGACGGCUCAGUCCCGCAGCCUCCAUGCCCGUGUAUUGUUACCGGUGUUCGUUGCGUGCUGUGAAUUCGUGCGCCUGGUUGCUUGCCGAUUGGUUUCAAGAUGGCUUGUCGUGUGCAUGCUGCGUUCCUGGACCACGCCAACAAACUAUAGGCCUAGAACGCCCCUCUAUUGGAGGUUUGGAUACGGCAGUUGGUGCAAGCUCUGGGCGCAGUUUGCAUGGGGUAGUCCUUGGAAAGAAUGAGUGAGCCACUGAGCUGCCGUUGUUUGGGUGUUGCCGCUAUUUGGAUGGCCAGGAAUGCACUAUACUAGCAACGGGUAGACGGCCACGUUAGUGCACACAUGCAGCCACCGCACCAUGCGCGGUGGCGUGGUCCAUGGCAAGGUCUAGGGGUCCCCUGGCGUGGCUGACAAAGGAUGUAUACUCGUUGACAGACUGCAGUCAGUUGUGUGGGCUUUGGUUAACACGUGACUAUAUGCUGCAGUCAAUGGUCAACCUUCGUCGUCUGAGUGCGUACAAGCGCUGGACAAAAGAGGCUGGGUCCAUGGUGGUUGCUCGGUAUCGCUGACAUGGGAGCGCCGAACCGUAUCUGGGAAGCGCGUGUGAGCAGGAUUGAGCUGUUCAAUGUCGCAGAUAGGACGUGGCCGGAGGUGUUAUGCGGUUUAGAUGGCUUUCAUGCUGGGCGUCGCUGGGCGCCUGGCCGCUGGGCGCCGGGCCGGCCGGCACGCGCUGCGCCAGCAUGGGAUCUCAUGCUGCGCAGCCUGUGAGCAUGUAGAUCCCGACCGGUGC